UGCAGUCGUAUCACUAUUUAUCCUUUACAAAGCAUUUCCAUUAACAUAUAAUACUUAGGAUUAAAGAAUUCUUUACAGUGGUUACAUCUUCAUAAUUUAUCAUCAUUUCAAGACAAAAAGAAAUUGUUUUACGGAAGUUAUAUAAUCGUUUACAUAAAUUUGUGGAUAAUUUAUUUUAAUGAGAGGAGAAAAAUUAUGGAAAUUAAAUUGUGUGAGAAGAAAGAUGGAUUUAAAGCAAAAUCUACAGCCAUUGAUUAUCCAGAUGGUUUAAAGAAAAAGGAAGAAAAAGCACGUUAUCAUUGUGAUAGAUGUGAUAAAUCAUUCUCUGUGAAAUGCCACCUCAAUAAACACAAACUUAUUCAUACAGGAGAGAGACCACAUCGUUGCGAUAUCUGUGGUAAAUCGUUUUCUAAAAGGCGUAAUUUAAUUAUUCACAUUCGCGUUCAUACUGGAGAGAAACCGUAUCAUUGUGAUAUCUGUGAUGAAUCAUUCUCUGCGGAACGGCGCUUCAAUAAACACAAAUGUUUUCAUCCCGGAUGGAGACCACAUCAGUGCGAUAUCUGUGGUAAAUCAUUUUCUCUUAAUUGUAAUUUAAUUAUUCACAAACGUAUUCAUACUGGAGAGAAACCGUAUCACUGUGAUGUCUGUGGCAAAUCUUUCUCCGUAGGAAGCAUCUUGACUAAACACAAACGUAUUCAUACAGGAGAGAAACCAUUCCACUGCGAUCUCUGUGGGAAAUCAUUCUCUGGCAGUAGUGACUUAACUCAACAUAAGCGCUUUCAUACAGGGGAUAAACCAUAUCAAUGUGAUAUCUGUAGUAAAUCAUUCUCGCAAAGUGCACACUUGACUGUCCACAGACGUAUUCAUACGGGAGAAAAACCAUAUCAGUGUGAUAUCUGUGGUAAAUCAUUCUCUGAAAGUAGUCCCUUAACUCAGCAUAAACGUGUUCAUACAGGAGAGAAACCAUAUCACUGUGAUACCUGUGACAAAUCCUUCUCUGAAUUACGUAGCUUAACUAAACAUAGACAUAUUCACACAGGGGACUAACGAUAUUUGUGUGAUAUCUGUGGUAAAUCUUUCUCUGAAAAUUGUCUUCAUAAACGUGCUCAUACAUGAGAGAAACCCUCUCACUUUAAUGUCUGUAAUAAACUAGUCAUAGUGACAUCAAAUAUGGUGGGUGUGGAAUGAAGAAGCGAAAAUUCCUAUUUUCUUUUCUCAUAGAGUGACAGUUUAUGAAAUGUAUCUCAGACAUGUUCUCAGACACUGCACUACUGUUUUCCUCUGCAAAAUUGAAAUAACAGCAGACCAUCUGAAAAGGGAGCCCUUUGAAGUCCAGUCCUUGCUGAGCCUUUUCUAUGGCAACUCUGUCUUGGUUGUGACCACAUGGAAAGGUUUUUUUCUGUGGUGUGUGUGACUAUUGCUCCUCCCUUUCCAUCUAGUGUUCGAAACCGCGCCACAUUCUUUCUCUUGCAUUUUCUGAUUCAUUUGUUUCCUUGUAAUUAAAAUACGAUAAAUAAAAUUGUUUCAAAGUUUGAAAAUGACAGAAACUCUAAUAUAAUUUCAA
This is a messenger RNA of Octopus sinensis (East Asian common octopus), 1564 nucleotides long. RefSeq names its product zinc finger protein 239-like. The coding region runs from base 196 to 1047 and encodes 283 amino acids. The transcript is spliced from 2 exons. The record is from RefSeq and is a predicted model, not a curated record. Gene Ontology annotation, biological process: regulation of transcription by RNA polymerase II. NCBI's taxonomy places the organism in Eukaryota, Metazoa, Mollusca, Cephalopoda, Octopoda, Octopodidae. Gene Ontology annotation, molecular function: RNA polymerase II cis-regulatory region sequence-specific DNA binding; DNA-binding transcription factor activity, RNA polymerase II-specific.